UAUUGAGAUUUGAUCAGGCAUUGCCUUUUCGAAGAGCUGCGUCACCAUAACGCACCGUUUCAUUCCUCUUCCUCACUCAGUCCCUAUUCCUUCCUCCUCUUCUUUUCUUUCCUCCCUGAACUCUGCGCAGUACAAUCACGCGAACCACAUAAAAAGGGUUUCUGGUUUCGUUGCUCCACACAACACAAUCAACAAUGGCAGACAAACCCCAACCGGUUCGGGUAGUGUACUGCCCCGUGUGCUCUAUGCCACCCGAAUACUGCGAAUUCGGACCCGAUUUCGAAAAAUGCAAACCCUGGUUGAUCCAAAACUUCCCUGACCUAUAUCCCGAUCUUCUCAAAGAAACGAAUGAAAGGGAUGCUGAUAAAGUUGCUGAUAAGCUUCAAGGUACCGGUAUAUCUUCGGGGUCUAGUGAUGGAGCUGCUACCUCAGCACCAAAGCAAGAAGAGGUCAAGCGUCUUCCUGGUGGGAAGAUAAAGAAAAAGGAGAAGCAAGAGGUUGUUAUUGAGAAAGUCAUUCGUAACAAACGAAAAUGUAUCACGACUGUGAAAGGACUAGAACUUUUUGGUGUCAAGCUCAGUGAUGCUUCAAAGAAACUUGGUAAAAAGUUUGCUACAGGAGCCUCUGUUGUAAAGGGUCCAACUGAGAAAGACCAAAUUGAUGUUCAAGGGGAUAUAUCUUAUGACAUUGUGGAGUUCAUUACAGAUACAUGGCCUGAUGUCCCAGAAAGUGCAAUUUACUUCAUAGAGGAUGGAAAGAAGGUUCCAGCUGCUUGAUAUUGGAAUCCUGAAUUAAUAUACUUUGGACUGAUGGCCAGACUUAGCUAUAUUUCUGUAAUUUUGAAGUAAAGGGUUGAUAAACUUUGUAUCUCAUCUUUUGGCAACAUGUUUUUAGGUAUUUAACUAUUACUGUAGUGUGACAUGAUCCCUGAUGAUGGGCAUCAGCGUAUGUAUUUACGGUAAAACUAUUCCCGAGUUAAUAGUUUGCGUAUAUACUUAUUAUAUAUAGAAGCAAAAGGAAGAAAAGCUUCGAUUG
Messenger RNA from Arachis stenosperma, 1035 nucleotides. Its product is annotated as translation machinery-associated protein 22. Gene Ontology annotation, biological process: formation of translation preinitiation complex; translation reinitiation. The record is from RefSeq and is a predicted model, not a curated record. Bases 195 to 776 code for a protein of 193 amino acids. Lineage: Eukaryota; Viridiplantae; Streptophyta; Magnoliopsida; Fabales; Fabaceae. Gene Ontology annotation, molecular function: mRNA binding; translation initiation factor activity. The transcript has 7 exons.